ACAGACGCUUUCGCCAGCAUGAACAUGAUUUUCUUCAUCGGCCAAGUCGUUGGCAUCGUCUCCAUUUCUGCCUUCCUGCUCUUCCUCUUCGCCAAGCUGGUUUCCCGCCAUCGCAGCAGCCAUGUGCAGGACGGUCAAGGCUACGCUGUGCUGAUAACCGGCUGUGACAGCGGCUUCGGGCAUCAGCUGGCUCAGUGUCUGGACCGCAUUGGGUUUGUGGUCUUUGCCGGGUGUCUGUAUCCACAAGGAGCCGGUGCCCAGAGCCUGGCCAGACAGAGCUCCAGUAAUCUGAAAAUCCUCAAGCUGGACGUCACCAGUGAUGAAGAGGUGCAGCAGGCGAGGAAGACGGUCCAGGAGGACCUGCCAGAGAAAGGCCUGUGGGCAGUUGUGAACAACGCGGGAAUCUCAGACUGGGCCGAGAUCGAAUGGAGCACCAUUGAAGAUUUCCACCACAUGGUCGACAUCAACCUGUUCGGCUCCAUCAGGACCACCAUCGCAUUCCUGCCUCUGGUUCGUGCCGCCAAAGGUCGGAUGAUUUACACCUCAAGCAUCUUUUCCUUCUUCAACUGCCUGAACAUGGGCGCGUACAGUGUGUCAAAGAGAGGCCUGGAGGCGUUUGCGGAUUGCCUGAGAGUUGAAAUGGCCAGUUUUGGUGUGAAGGUCAGCAUCAUCCAGCCGGGGAACUUCGGACAAGCCACCAACAUCCUGAAGAUGAAAACAAGUUUAGAUGUUUGGGAGAAAUUGGACGACGAACGCAAGCAAGCGUUCAACCAGCAGUACAUUGAGCUGGCCAUCGAGUACUUCACGUCAACCUGCAGGGCGGGAUUCAAGAACGCCGACCUGGUCAUCGGUGCGAUGGUGCACGCCAUCACGUCGACUCGGCCUAAAUACAGAUACCUGCUGGUCUCUGCGAUGGACAGGGUCUUCUUCCAGCUCUUCCCUUUCCUCCCCACCGCCCUCACUGACGCUGUGUUUUCUCUCAGCUCCAUGUACGCUACAAGGAAAGAAAUGCUCUACGCCAAAUAGGAAUUUUGUAACCUGCCGAAGAAUAAACUAUUUUGUAAAAGACCUUUCAACUGAACAAUAUAUAUAAUGCUUAUAACAAUAGUAUAAUGAUGCUUUCAUGAGUCUUGUUCAUUCUACAUUGUUUGUUACUAUAAAAGUUUGUUAUCAUGAA
Molecule: messenger RNA, 1177 nt
Organism: Dicentrarchus labrax (European seabass)
Lineage: Eukaryota; Metazoa; Chordata; Actinopteri; Moronidae
Exons: 4
Coding region: 19-1026 (335 amino acids)
Molecular function (GO): oxidoreductase activity
Source: RefSeq, a predicted model, not a curated record